Messenger RNA from Lytechinus pictus (painted urchin), 2489 nucleotides. RefSeq names its product phospholipid-transporting ATPase ABCA3-like. NCBI's taxonomy places the organism in Eukaryota, Metazoa, Echinodermata, Echinoidea, Temnopleuroida, Toxopneustidae. The record is from RefSeq and is a predicted model, not a curated record. The transcript is spliced from 4 exons. Bases 157 to 783 code for a protein of 208 amino acids.
AAAAAAUUACAUAACACUUUAACAGGAGCUGACGGUAACACGUCUUUAAUGCUGGAAGGUCAGGAAUCUGUACAUAAAUCUGUAAUUGAUCGUAUUAGCUCUUAAAAAACAAUAAAAGGUAAUAUUCACGGGUGGCUUUGAAAAUCAACUCUCAUCAUGGGCAAGUUCUGGGACCAGUUAUAUUGGCUACUUUAUCGCAACUUUCUCUUCAAGAUACGAUUUAAACAGCUCACAUUUCAGGAGAUCUUCAUUUCCCUCAUUUUCGUUGCCAAUUUGGCCACAGUGCGCUUCACCACUCAAACUGAACCCAUACCGGCAAUUCCCUCUAAGUCCUUGAAAUCGUACGACCUAUUUGAUCCGCGUUUUGCAUCGAACAUCCAGUCCUUCCCCAUAGCCUUCACCCCCAACACGUCGGACACAGAGAGCAUUGCGUCUGACCUGGCGUCGUUGCUCAACGUAACAGCUAUUCCGGGCUAUGUCGGGUAUGCCUCCGAGGGGGAUAUUGUGGAUGAUGUGGUCAAUGGAACAGCAAACAUAAGUGUAGCUUUGGUAUUUGAUGAGAACUUUCCAUCUAAUUUAUCCUACAAAAUCCGACUUACCUAUGGAGCUGUGUCUCUAGAUUAUGGACCUUAUGUGGGUCGUGGCUCUCCGAGUUGCUAUAACGAUGAUCCAGCGUAUGGUCUAACCUAUCCUUGGCGUAACUGUCCUGCAAACACUUAUCUAUACUCGGGCUUCUCAGCAAUACAAGCCAUGGUAGAACAUCUGAUGGUUAAGGUGAGCUGAGAGAAUUUAAGAUGAUGAUGAUCAUGGUGAUGAUAAUGAUAAUGGCAGGGACGACAAUAGUGGUGGUGACAUCAUUCAUGAUGGUGGUUAUGGGUGAUUACAGAAAGCAAUAAUGACGACGAUGAUGAUGACAGUAAUGAUGAUUAUGAUGAUGAUUUUCGUUUUGAAUUGGGGAUAUUCAUACCAAUUAUCAUUUUUUGAUUGCUUGUUAAUAAAGAUCAUGCAAAUUAAUCUAAAGUCCCUCACAUGUAUGUACACUAGUGCUGAUAUCGGUAAGAAAAUUUUCUGUCGAUAUAUCGCUAAAAACAUCUUACCGAUAUCGACAACUGUCGACAAAAGAACAUUUUAUUAAGAGGUUGACAGUUUUUUUUAUAAUGUUACAUAGAAAAUCAAUACGCGUUGCAUUGAUUAGCGAUGCACAGUACUCACGCCGGUCAAAAUUUGUAUCUGCCACUGUACCAACAACGCUUUAAAAUCUGCAUUCAUCGAAUCUAAACAAGUACAUAAUUGUAAAAAGCAUAUUUAGCAUGAAUACAUCCUCACCUUUCACAUUAUUAGCAUUAUUUUAGGGUUGGAUGAAAUUCAAUCAAUAAUUUGGGGGCUUUUUGGAUGUUGUGAGCAGUCAACGACUUUCGCCUUAUCCACCAUUUUGAAUUUCGUGCUGUUACAUCUUCGAAUGAAGAGGGCAGCAACACACGGCCGUGUUGCUUAGAUUUGGUACUUGUUUUGGUCACUAAAUUGAGCUUGUGCUUAUGAAUGUUUUUGAUAUGAUCAUGGAGUCGAGGGCAGUCACGAUGUUUGGAUUGUCAUGAUUGUAGCGAAGUGAGAUCUUGUUUUGUGGCUAGUAAGUAGUAUUCGUAUUUUGUUGAGAUUGUGGAGUGAUUUCUGUUGCUGUUUUGUGCAUUUUGAGGAAAAAAUAUGUUGUCUGUGAUUUUCUGUUUGAAAAGCCACUUUCUGUUUCAAAAGGCCGUUUCCAUGAAUUAUGUCUGUUUUCCGCGAUCACGGAAAAUCACUGUCCCUACAUCGUAGCGGGUAUUAUCGACAAUGAGAGAAAGGUUAUCGAUAAUCGCUAAGCAGCAAAAACAUGCAUUUGUCGACAGGACUAUAGGUUAUCGAUAACAGCACUAAUAUACACAGAAUUUUUUUAUUGACCAAGUUCUGAUGGUUGUAGUGAUGGUGAGGAUGACGUUGAUGGCAAAGGUGAUGAUGAUGAUGAUGAUGAAGAUGAUGAUGAUGAUUAUAAUAAUGUAGUAAUAGUGAUUUCAGAUUUCAGUAUCCAUCACAUUUUUAUCUGCUUUUUAAUGUAGAUACUCCUGUAUUAAAAGAGCAUACAAGAUACAGUGUAUGCACAAAAAUCUCUUAUUUUCACCUGUACAUAAUACUUUUCUACAUGGACUCAACGAGGGAGGUCAAAGUAUGAAUGCCUUAAAUAGAGUACAGCUUAUGCCUUUACACUGAGGGUGUGAUGGGAAACAUGUCUGUGUGUUAUGUAAUGUUUACGUAAUUGGGUGAUCACUUGUGACAUACUUGCUCUAUUCAACACAAUAUUUGCUUCCAAGGAAUCUGCAGUAUUCACUGGCAUACAUGUACAGUGUACAUCAGGGUGAUUUCACCCUUGAUAUAUAUAGAAAAUCCACAUUCACUGCACUUUUAAAACUUAUCCAAUGAUGUAGAUUUAGGCAGUAGAUUGUGAAAAGUAACCCCUG